Messenger RNA from Cinclus cinclus, 1435 nucleotides. It is a transcript of the gene CDC14B, whose product is annotated as cell division cycle 14B. Gene Ontology annotation, molecular function: protein tyrosine/serine/threonine phosphatase activity; protein serine/threonine phosphatase activity. Gene Ontology annotation, cellular component: centrosome; nucleolus; mitotic spindle. The transcript is spliced from 14 exons. The coding region runs from base 233 to 1435 and encodes 400 amino acids. Lineage: Eukaryota; Metazoa; Chordata; Aves; Passeriformes; Cinclidae. The record is from RefSeq and is a predicted model, not a curated record. Gene Ontology annotation, biological process: regulation of exit from mitosis; microtubule cytoskeleton organization; cilium assembly.
GCUGAAGAGGACGCGGAGCGCGGCGUCGCGGGCGGCGGGGGGCGAGGCGGAGCGGCGGCGGCAGCUGCCCCCCGCCGGGCUGGAGUCCUGCCUGAGGAUCGCGGAUCGCCUUUAUUUUGCAAUUCUCUACCAAAAACCAAAGAGUGGAGCUGCAAAUACCCAUUAUUUCUGCAUAGAUGAUGAACUUGUGUAUGAGAACUUCUAUGCUGACUUUGGACCACUCAAUCUGGCAAUGAUCUACAGAUACUGCUGCAAGCUAAAUAAGAAAUUAAAGUCAUUUUCAUUGAUAAGGAAGAAAAUAAUUCAUUAUACUGGCUUUGAUCAGAAAAAGCAGGCGAAUGCUGCAUUCCUCAUAGGCUCCUACGCAAUAAUAUACCUGAGAGAAUCCCCAGAAGAAGUGUACAGGCUUAUAUUGUCAGGAAAUGUUUCAUAUCUUCCUUUCAGGGAUGCUUCCUUUGGUACGUGCAGCUUUCAUCUGACAUUACUGGACUGUUUUCAUGCAAUAAACAAGGCUUUGCAACAUGGUUUCCUGGAUUUUAGUACAUUUGAUGUAAAUGAAUAUGAGCAUUAUGAAAGAGCAGAAAAUGGAGAUUUUAACUGGAUAAUACCAAACAAAUUCAUUGCCUUCAGUGGACCUCAUUCAAGAAGUAAAAUUGAAAAUGGCUAUCCCCACCAUGCUCCAGAGGCUUAUUUCCCAUACUUCAAGCAACAUAAGGUCACCACUAUAAUACGCCUCAACAAAAAACUGUAUGAUGCCAAACGAUUUACAGAUGCUGGAUUUGAGCAUUUUGAUCUCUUCUUUGCUGAUGGAAGUACACCUAGUGAUACUAUAGUUAAAACAUUUCUAAAUAUUUGUGAAAAUGCUGAAGGUGUAAUAGCUGUUCAUUGCAAAGCUGGUCUUGGACGAACUGGCACACUUAUUGCUUGUUACAUCAUGAAGCACUAUCGGAUGACAGCUGCUGAAACUAUUGCCUGGAUCAGAAUAAAUAGACCUGGUUCUGUGAUUGGGCCACAACAGCAUUUCCUGAUGGACAAACAGGCAGAACUUUGGACAGAAGGGGAUAUUUUCCGUGCAAAGUUGAAACGAAACCAUAAAAUUGCUGUAACAAGAAUUCUGUCAGGAGUAGAUGAUAUUUCAAUUAAUAACACAAGAAACAGGAGAACCAUCCAAAAGGACAUUGAACUGUACAGUGAUGAUGAUGAAACAAGCUGUUUAACACAAGGGGAUAAGCUUCGUGCUCUGAAAAGCAAAAGGCAAGCAAAAACUCCAUCUCCACUAGCAGUAACUCUGCAGUCCAGUGUUCAGAAAAGUAAAACCUCUGAACCUAGCAUUUGUGACAGUACAGACAUUACUAAAAGAACUACCAGGUCUGCUGCAAGAAAAAACAGUUUUAAAAGCCAAUCCGUCACAAAGACUAGAACAGUACUGCGGUGA